AUGUUCCUGGUCGCGCUGGACAGAACAAUCAUCUCGACGGCCAUACCCAAAAUCACCGAUGAAUUCAACUUAUUCGAUGAUGUUGGCUGGUACGGAAGCGCCUACUUGUUGACAUGCUGCGCAUUCCAGCUCUUGUUUGGUAAGCUGUACAAGCUCUUUUCCGUUAGGAUCGUCUUCCUUGCCAGUAUUCUAGUGUUUGAGGUUGCCUCUGCUAUAUGCGGGGCGGCUCCGAGUUUAAAGGCCUUUAUAAUCGGAAGAGCAAUCUGCGGAGUCGGCGCUGCUGGUAUCUUCGCUGGAACUAUAAUGUGGCUGUUCGGCGCCCUUUUCGGAAUUGCCUCCGUUGUUGGCCCCUUGGUUGGCGGCGCAUUUGUAUCAAACGUAAUAUGGAGAUGGUGCUUCUACGUGAAUCUGCCAAUGGGUGGUGCCGCGAUGGUUGAUAGGCUGCUACAACUGGAUUUCCUCGGAACUACACUUCUGAUCUCUAGUGUGGUCUGUCUCGUAUUGGCGCUCUAUGGCCGCGUCGUGGCUUGCCUGAUUCUUAUAGGCCUAUUACUUCCUUCUUUUAUCGCCCGUAGCAUCAUUUUAGGAUUCUGGCAGACACUCUACGUCGGAUCUGGAAACUAUAUAUUUGUGUACUUCCUCCCAAUCUGGUUCCAAUCCAUCAAGGGCAGUUCCGCCGUGGAAUCCGGUAUACGCCUGGUACCGAUGAUGAUAUCAAUGAUCGUCGGCUCAAUCGGUGGUGGAAUCACAAACUCCAAGAUCGGAUAUUACACCCCACUAGCGAUCAUCGGAUCCUGCAUCAUGUCCGUCGGAGCCGGUCUCCUCACUACCUUCUAG
Messenger RNA from Penicillium egyptiacum, 837 nucleotides. The record is from the annotation of a GenBank genome assembly. Lineage: Eukaryota; Fungi; Ascomycota; Eurotiomycetes; Eurotiales; Aspergillaceae.